AAUAACGGUGCUAUUGCUAAGCGCUAGCAGUAUAUCGUGCGGAUAUUGACCGCAUGAGCUAGGAAAUCAAAACAGACGACCUUGAAUUUUUGUCUCGUCACCUUGAUUUAAAAUUUUAGCACAUUGCGGUAGGUCACAUAGUUUACAGAUAGUACAACCUACGCAGUAAAGAUGGCAGCUAUGGGAAGAAAAUUACUCAACAAUCUCAAAAGUAAAGAGUUCCGUGAUUAUCUUAUGAGCACACACUUCUGGGGACCGGUAGCUAACUGGGGUAUCCCUAUCGCUGCUCUUGGUGAUCUGAAGAAAGAUCCAAAGAUCAUAUCCGGAACAAUGACCACUGCUCUCUGUCUAUACUCGCUAGUUUUCAUGCGUUUUGCGUGGAAAGUUCAGCCUAGAAACAUGCUACUCUUUGCAUGCCACAUCACAAACUUUGCCGCACAAAGCACACAGGGUGCCCGUUUCAUUGAAUACCAUUAUCUGGGUGGCAAGAAAAGGAUUAGUAAUGCGCAACAGACGGCUUAGUGUCUACCAUCAGACAUGCCAGCAGUAGAACAAUUGCAACAUCAAAAUGGAAAAAAGGAAGGAAAAGUGAUUAACGUCAUGCAUAGCAUAAAAGUGUAAUGAAGGCAAAUAUCGGAUUAUGAUUUGUUUGUAACAUAGUUAACAAGGUCCUUUCGAAGUUGCAAAAUGAAGGAACAAAGAAUCUUUAAACGAAUAGCUCGUUUCAAUGGGCAACGCCGAGAGAUUUAAGCUACAAAACGAUUAAAACGAUAAACAAUGAUGGGUGGAAACUUGGUGCUCAAACAGAAGACCCAUGCUAUUGCACGAUAUAACAUAAUUAGAACACUAUACGGGAAUAAUGGUACCUGUUCGAAUAGAAAAACCGUACGACAUUUUACAAUAGUCUUUCUUCGGUCAUGUUAACGGUAGAAGCAGCUUUUUAUAGAGUAGGUUUUUAGACACAUUUAUCAUGCAACUUUAAUGCACGCGAUAUUUUAGAAGCGCACGAUACUAUACAAUCAAGUGGGAUCGUUACUAGAAACGUUAUCGUAAAAUUUCACGAUAGACAGUAGUAUUGACACUAGACAACAAAUCUUUAUACCUAAACCUGUUCUUCCCGCCCAUUUCAAAACCCGUACUUCAUUGUUAUUCGUAAAAGGCAUUAAAAACAGUAGCUAAAGUGGUAAAAGAGGAAAAAAAACUGGGAUAAAAUUAGAACAUCUUCGAAUUAUGAAGGCUCGAAAAUUAUAAAUUCUUCCUUAAACAGUUUGCCAAACGCAGUUUCAACAGCUGCCGAUUGAAACUCUCUACCCAGUGAUGAAACAUGAUGCUGUGGUGAAACAUUCUAGUACAGGACUCAGUUAUCUCAAGGAUCUAACCAAACAACCCAACGAUAGGGGCAUUGUGUUCUAUUUUAGCAACCAUUUGUGUUUACCAGCGAACCUAUAAGGUGUAAUUUUGUAACGAGAGAUUCUUUUUAUUUGUUGACAAUAAAGAUGGAGAGUAGUCGCACCA
Molecule: messenger RNA, 1515 nt
Organism: Anopheles nili
Lineage: Eukaryota; Metazoa; Arthropoda; Insecta; Diptera; Culicidae
Gene: Mpc1
Product: mitochondrial pyruvate carrier 1
Exons: 3
Coding region: 172-522 (116 amino acids)
Biological process (GO): pyruvate import into mitochondria
Cellular component (GO): mitochondrial inner membrane
Source: RefSeq, a predicted model, not a curated record